Molecule: messenger RNA, 602 nt
Organism: Nicotiana tabacum (common tobacco)
Lineage: Eukaryota; Viridiplantae; Streptophyta; Magnoliopsida; Solanales; Solanaceae
Source: RefSeq, a predicted model, not a curated record
UUUCAACAAUUUCAAGAUUGUGUUUUCUUUGAAUUGAUUCAGGUUUUUCAAGAAUGGUUUAUUGCGAUUAUUGCAUAAAAUUCAGUCGACCAGAUUAUUGGGAUGACAAAGUAUGUUGUAGGAACUGUGGGAAAAUCCUAUAUGAAGAAAAUUUUACAACUGAACCAACUUUUGUCAAAAUUAUGGCACGACAGAAGAAACAACUGGAAAGGGCACUAAAAUUGCUCCAUCCUGUGCAGAAGAAACAACUGAAGUGGCCUGCAGAAUUGAAAAUUUCAGCUCCUAAGAUGAUACUCGCGAAACCAGAGGAAAGUAAAAAUGUGGUUGAUGCACGCGAUAAUUUCUUUGUUCAGAGUGGGAAAAUUGAUCCUGAGACAGAAGAAAUUUAUGAAGAACCAGUUGAUAAUAUGGCAAAUUAAAGAUACAUAUUACAAGGAGGUAGAACAUUUCCAGGCAUAUUACUGGGAUUUUUAGUUAUAGACUUAUAGUGUUGGAUUACACAAUGUGAGGCCAUAUGAUUUCCAGGCAUUAUUUAUUGAUUCAUUAAGUUUUGAUAAUAGUUUAUCAGCUUUUGUUAUGAAUCUUAUUCCAUUAUAUUUCAA